UGGCUGAAACACCGGGCUGCGUCUUAAAUGUUUUGUACUAGAUAGUGCGCGACGUACAGCGUUGAAGCUUGUAUGCCACGCUCUAAGAAGUGCAUAAUCAUAGGACUUACGCUGUGAUUUGGAACACAGCCACUCAUUUACCUGACGCUUUACCUGGAGUAAGUUUGAAGCGAGUGUUUAGAGACCCAGAAACAAUGAGUAUUUCGGUGUUUUCGGUUUUGAGGCGGUUUUUGGAAGAAUACUCGAGCGGAACGCCGAGUAAAAUCAAAGUAAUAGAUGCGUAUUUGCUCUACAUGGUACUGACAGGAGCAUUUGCGUUCCUGUAUUGCUUGCUGGUGGGUACCUUCCCGUUUAACAGCUUUCUGUCAGGCUUCAUUUCCUGUGUCGCGUCGUUUACUCUUGCAGUGUGUCUGCGCAUCCAGGUCAAUCCUCGGAAUAAAUAUCAUUUCGUGACUGUUUCCCCGGAAAGGGCUUUUGCUGACUUCCUGUUUGCACACACCAUCCUCCAUCUCGUGGUUGUCAAUUAUAUUGGCUGAAUAAAACCCACCUUCUCACCUGUUGCUAAAUAUUGCAGGUGUGGAGAUGAAAUAUGGAGGCCUCACUGACCAACAGCUGCCUUUGAUCACAGAUCAUGGCAUGAAAAUGCACAUUUUGAUAUUUAAUGUUUUUACUGUUUUGUGCUUGUAUGUCUCAGGUAUAAAGUUUUCUACCUUUUUGAAACCUGUUACAGUGAUGAGAUGAGGAAUAAAGAAAUUAU
Molecule: messenger RNA, 757 nt
Organism: Clarias gariepinus (North African catfish)
Lineage: Eukaryota; Metazoa; Chordata; Actinopteri; Siluriformes; Clariidae
Product: dolichyl-diphosphooligosaccharide--protein glycosyltransferase subunit dad1-like
Exons: 3
Coding region: 195-536 (113 amino acids)
Biological process (GO): protein N-linked glycosylation
Cellular component (GO): oligosaccharyltransferase complex; membrane
Source: RefSeq, a predicted model, not a curated record